CCCACAGUCGUCGGUUUUAGUUUUCUAUAUACAAAAUAAAUAAAAUUAUAAUACAGUUUUCUAAAUUUCUAUUUUUUUGAAUUCUGUACAAACACUGACACGAAAUGUUUUCUAAACGGAUAGUUUUACCAAUUAUGGUGAUUGGUUGUUUGGUUCAUUUUAUAACUUGUCCGCCAGCAAAUUUACGGAAUCCAUCUCCUGCAAGAGAUAUGAAAGUUAGACCACGGGGUAUUAAUCCAAAUCAACAAAAGCCUGCACUUCCGAAGUUAAAUCCGAAGCCAAAUUUGACUCCGGCUGGAAGUAAAAAUGGAAAAACUACAGAACUCGAGGAAGAAACAUCAGAAAAUAAUCGUACCGGAAAACUUUUCAAAAUAUUCGGACGGAUCAAAAAUUUAUCAAAAAAAUUUAGUCCAUUUAGAUUAACAGGCCGUAUUUUAAAAAAAAUUAGUUCAAACAAUGAAAACAAAUCAAUAWCCACGAAUUAAUGCAUAAGAAACAGACGGGUUACAUUUUUUCUGAACACAUCAGUUAAUAAUGUAUUACGGUUAUUCAAUAAAAUCAUAAUAACUAAUAUUCUA
This is a messenger RNA of Diuraphis noxia (Russian wheat aphid), 578 nucleotides long. RefSeq lists its product as uncharacterized. The record is from RefSeq and is a predicted model, not a curated record. NCBI's taxonomy places the organism in Eukaryota, Metazoa, Arthropoda, Insecta, Hemiptera, Aphididae.